This is a messenger RNA of Penicillium odoratum, 1899 nucleotides long. Its product is annotated as protein serine/threonine kinase activating protein nimO. Gene Ontology annotation, molecular function: zinc ion binding; protein serine/threonine kinase activator activity; nucleic acid binding. Gene Ontology annotation, cellular component: nucleus; Dbf4-dependent protein kinase complex. The coding region runs from base 1 to 1899 and encodes 632 amino acids. The record is from RefSeq and is a predicted model, not a curated record. NCBI's taxonomy places the organism in Eukaryota, Fungi, Ascomycota, Eurotiomycetes, Eurotiales, Aspergillaceae. Gene Ontology annotation, biological process: regulation of cell cycle phase transition; positive regulation of nuclear cell cycle DNA replication. The transcript is spliced from 2 exons.
AUGGCUGCUGUAUUCGUCCCACCGUCGCCCAAGACCUCUAUGAACAUGUCGACCCGUCGUCCAUUAGCCAACGUACCGAAUGCAACCAAUUCUCCCCACAGGACCGGACUCGUGCCGGCCAAACGAGUUCGGUCUAAUCAACUCGAGAUUUCUUACGGUCAACCACCGCCGAAGAAGCAGGUGAUGGAAGCGGCGGAACAAAAUCGAUCGUCGGUGGUGCAGGGUGCCGACUCGAAGCUCUUCGCCAGAAGGCCAAACAAUGCCAACCCAAGUGCCUUUGAAAAGAAGCUCGUUGCUGCCCGCGAUAAGGAACGCCAGCCACAAGUUAAAGCUGUGAAGGGCGAGAAGCCGUCCGCUGACACCCUGGACACAAUUCGUCAAUGGCAACGCCACUACCGCAAAGCUUUCCCACAAUUCGUGUUCUACUUCGACAGUGUCCCAGAGGAUGCCCGCCGCAAGUUCUCUCGACAAGUCGCUGCCCUUGGAGCUCGUGAGGAGAAAUUCUUCUCUCGUCUAGUCACUCACGUUGUUACAUCACGUCCUAUCCCUGCAGGAGUUUCUGUCACGAGUCCGACCGAAGUGGAUGCCGUCGAUGGCAAUGGCGAUGGCAAUGUGCAAACCGUCAACCCCUCCUUGCUUGAUAAGAGCGCCGACUGGUUGAAGCAUGAAAUUCGUCGUGACCAAGCAAGCAAUGAUGUUUUGCAGAGAGCUCGGCAGAUGGGCAUGAAGAUCUGGGCCUUGGAGAAGCUACAACGCAUGAUCACCACGAUCAACGACAACGACCUUGGUGGCCAGAAUGAUCCUGCUGUUAGGAGCAGGAACGCAGGUGCAAGCACUGCCAACGGUCGGGGUGAAAAUGAUCUUUCGCGUGUCCUUCGACAGGAGCUGAUGAACGGACCUUCUGAUCGUGAUCCUUUGUCUUCAAUGGAAAUGAUCGUCUUCAAGGGUCCUUUCAUCUACAUACACGACAUGAAUGAAAAGACCAAGCCUGUCAUGGUGCGAGAAUAUUCUCGAGUUGCAAAGCGCCAAGAUGGAGCCUGGCCGCAGUUCAGGAGCGCCCCCUUGGGCAAAUGCCCAUUCGUCGAUGAACCUCCAAGCCGAAAAGAAUACGACAGACACCGCAUUCGUCAAUCGCAGAAGGAAAAGAAGGCGGCAGCUGUGGCCGAAACCCGUCAGAAUGUCCCAAAGACCAUCGAACAGGAACAGAAAACCGUGGCCAAGAUCGACCCAGACCAAGCAAAUGUAGUGUGUGAGAGGGAUGAAGAAUUCGACAGCAAGCCUCGGGCUGAUGAGACUCAUGAACGCAAAAGCUCGGAAAGCUUUAUUCCGCCACAUUUCCCUCGGUCUGGUCCAUUUUACACUGGUCGUGAACCAGCAGCAUCUGGCGUGCAGCCAUCUAACGUUACCUCCGCCAUUCGAUCUCAAAUGAUAUCAUCUACCGCCGCUGCCCCAGGCGCAAGAGCAGGUCUGAGCAAGGAAGUCCAUGGACUGAAGCGAAAGGUUCUCGAAAGGGGCACAGGCAACAUUGCACAUGGAUCUAUGGCUGCUCCCGAACGCCCCAAUGGGUUGGCAAUGCAUCUCAAGACUCAACACAGCCACGCUACCAACCCCGCCGCAGGAGCGCGUCAUAACCCAGAGGACCAUAACCAAGAAGGGGCCGGCAUAAAGCGCCGUCGGGACGACAGCCAUGAAAGCGAACAAAAGAAGCCAGAAAGACGCCGAGAUCCUAAGCCAGGGUACUGCGAAAAUUGCCGAGAUAAAUUUGACGACUUUGAAGAACAUACCUUAACACGGAAGCACCGCCGAUUCGCCCAAAACGCCUCUAACUGGGUGGAACUUGACGCUCUGCUUGCCGAGAUCCAACGGCCUCUUAAAAAUGAUCUCGAUCGAAUUUCCUGA